AUGCUUAAAUAUUUAGCCGUUGUUUCUUCGUUAUUAAUAUUUGUAGAAGCCAUUCAAAGAUGGCAUACAUCACAAGUAAUGUUAACAAAAUUAUAUGACAUGCAAAACGAUCAUUUUAAUGUCUUGGAUAAUUACUUGGAUUUGGAGUCAAAACGUUUGGAAGAAUUAAAAAAUUAUGUAGCUGCAGUAUAUGAAUGGCGUGAUCAAAUAAAAACCAAAAAAGACUUCUUACACGAUCACUUGGAUGUUAUUAAAGUGAUGACACAAAUGCACCAACAUUUUUUGAAGAUUGAUGAUUUAAUAAAGAAUAAACAAUUCUCAGAAGCGUUAAAAGAUAUUGACGACCACAAAGAUCUUAGUGGUGAUCAUAUAUUGUGGGCACAUCGAGCAUUGAGGAGACUACAAUUAUUUUAUGCAAUUCCUGCAUCAGACAUGUCGGAGGGUAGAAUGAAUGAAAAAGUUAUAGGUGAUCGAAUGGAUGCAUGUGAAUGUUACGUCAUGGCGAAGUACUGUUUAGAGGGAAAUGAUCCGUAUGGCGCCUUAUAUUGGGCUGUUGAAGCCUAUGGAAAAUGGGAGAGUGACGGUCGACCAAAAUGUGUAGAUCCCGACAUUUUAAAUUACUACAUAGUAUCAUCAUCAGUGUAUACAGGAUUUGACUUUAUGAAUUUAAUAAACCUAAAUGGAUCAAAUUACCAAGAAUAUACUGAACUAUUUGUGCGGUAUCAUCACCUAAUAAAAAACGAAUUAUUUGAACUGGAAAAGGAAAGAGCAAUGGAUAUAAUGGAAGCAUAUAAUAAUUUGAUUGGAAGUGAAAUUAUGAACGAAUUUAGACAUUUGUGUAAACAUGGCGUCUCAAGAACAUUAACAAAAUACUCAAAAUGUAGAUACCAAACGAACAAUUUAUUUUACCGAAUAUUGAUGCCCUUUAAAGAAGAAGACAUUAAUAGUGAGCCUCUCAUUAAAAUAUAUCAUGAUGUAUUAUAUGAUGACGAAAUCUUGAAAAUUAAAAUGAUGAGCUUAGCAAACAUGAAUGAUGCUCAAGUCAAAUCAAUUGCAGGCAACGAAUCCGAAUUACAAGAACAAACUCGCUCAGGUCAAGUCUACUGGAUUAAAGAAGUCGAUGCUGUUGAAUAUUUUGAUGCACUAAAUACUCGUAUUGAAUCUUUUACCGGAUUUUCGACAAAGACAGCUGAGCGAUAUCAAAUAGUUAAUUAUGGUUUAGGUGGUCAUUAUUUACCGCAUCAUGAUCCGUUUAGAAAAGGAAAUUUGACUGAUGUUCAAAACGAUGGUUAUACGUCAUUUCCUAUGAUAAAUAUUAUUGUCCCUGCUGAAAAAGGAUCUGCGUUGGUUUGGAAUAAUUUGCAUAUGUCUAAUGGACAAUUAUACUAUGAAACUCUUCAUGGAUCAUGUCCUUUAUUGAAAGGAAAUAAAUGGAUUAUGACUAGAUGGCUGUACGAAGAAGGACAACAUUUGCCUUAUAAUUGGAAAAAUAAAUAA
Macrosiphum euphorbiae (potato aphid) is the source of this 1497-nucleotide messenger RNA. The record is from the annotation of a GenBank genome assembly. Lineage: Eukaryota; Metazoa; Arthropoda; Insecta; Hemiptera; Aphididae.